Messenger RNA from Stegastes partitus (bicolor damselfish), 3426 nucleotides. It is a transcript of the gene cdc42ep4a, whose product is annotated as CDC42 effector protein (Rho GTPase binding) 4a. The coding region runs from base 402 to 1463 and encodes 353 amino acids. Gene Ontology annotation, biological process: positive regulation of pseudopodium assembly; regulation of cell shape; positive regulation of actin filament polymerization. The transcript is spliced from 2 exons. Gene Ontology annotation, molecular function: small GTPase binding. NCBI's taxonomy places the organism in Eukaryota, Metazoa, Chordata, Actinopteri, Pomacentridae. Gene Ontology annotation, cellular component: cytoplasm; plasma membrane; cytoskeleton. The record is from RefSeq and is a predicted model, not a curated record.
CUACGGCAGGAGGUAUUGUGGUGAGUUAUUGCGCUCCGGAGCAGAAGCACCGUUAGUGAGGAUGCAGUGAAAGUAGCUGUUCUGCUUUUUUUUUCUUCUUUUUUUUUUCUAAAAAGAAACAGGUCGGUGUGAACGCGUUGUUUGGAACAGAGAGCUCAUCUUGAGCGUCCUUCCAUCUCCUUUCGUUUGAUGAAUGCACCCCCACUGUCGACCUGCUGGGGGCCUUAAAGUGGAGCAGCACCCGGCUUUUAUGAAUGGGAUGCUCGGUUUCCAGACUGACUGGAAGUAAGGAGCAUCAAGAUUCACUCCAAGGUCUCUAGCAAGAUUCCCUUGAAGAUUUGGGUGCCUUGUUUGUAAGCCGACUACCUCUUUGCACAAAACAAAACGCCUAAUCAGCCACCAUGCCAAUCUUAAAACAGCUAGUGGCGUCCUCCCAGACCAAGCGUCGCUCACGCAUGGACCUGACCAGGGAGAUGAUCAGUGCUCCUCUGGGCGACUUUCGCCACACCAUGCAUGUCGGCCGCAGCGGCGAUGCCUUUGGAGACACCUCCUUCCUCAGCACACGCUCAGGGGAGCCUCCGCCUGACAACACGUCCUUCCCGCGCUCUCCUCGACCUGGUCUGUUGUCGCGCACCUUCAGGAGCAGCAAGCGCUCCCAGUCAGUGACCAGAGUGGAUGAGCAGAGAGAUAACUCCCUGGUGCUCUCUGGAGGCUCACCCGGCUAUGUCAAAAACGCCAUGUCUUUGCCUUUUCUUAAUGAUGACGACAGAGGGGACGGUAUGGUGGCAAAAAGUUUGUCUUCAAGUCCAUUAAAGCAGCACGGGGACUUGGACGGGAGGGGCGCAGCUGCAGCCACUCACUUCCUAGAGCUGGAAGAACGAAGCUUUGGUGAGCUGACGGAGCUGCCAGAGAGCUCCCAUCACUACGGAGGAGGAAUGAAGCACGCCGAGUCGGUUAUGUCCUUCCACGUUGACCUGGGACCCUCCAUGCUGGGCGACAUUCUGGGUGUGAUGGAGAAGGAGGAUGAUGAUCUUGGCUACGAGGAGGGCAAAAGCAGCGAGGGCCGUGCCUCGCCAACCCUCAGCACCCACGGUGAGGAAGAGGAGGACAGCGUAGAGAGGGGGAAAGAUGAGGAUGCAGAAGAGCAGAUGGAGGCAGACGAGGAAGCAGCAGAUCUGGAGGCAUCUGUGCACCCUGCCAGCUCCAUUGAUCUGAGGCCUGAGGACGGAGGGCCUUACACCCCAGAGUACACCCCAGAGUACACUCCAGAGAUACGGCCCAAACACUUGCAGCAUCUAGAUAGCUGCUCCAUGUCCAGCUCUGGCUCUGCAGCUCUGGAUGAGAAACCCAACAGCCAGAUGUAUGCAGGAGAUACAGAUAGCGCCACGUUCAGUGCCCCGCCAGAAGAGGAGAGCAACUUCUCCUCUUUCUUGGAGGAUGAAGACGAUGAGAUCCGUGUAUGAGAGUCCAAAGUUGCAUGAAACGGGGGAGGAAAAAAAAAAAAAGCAGAGGAAGUGGUUUAUGUGAAACUCGCAAAUCCUUUGACACUGCGGAUUUGAACUUGAACAGGAAGAAGACGCAGUGGCUGGGUACUGUGGGGAUGGGAUUGUGAAGAAGAUAGAGGACUCUCACUUUAUAGGGCUACAAAGAAAGUGUGACUACUCCUUUAGGACAACCCCAAACUCCAUCUGUCAGGGAGCCUUACCCUCCACUUUCUGUUUGUCUGUCAAUCUGGCUCUCCCUUUUGAACACUGAGGGAACUGACAUGGAAGGGCAGACACUUUUUGAAUAUGGAACAUUCCAGAAGUAAGCAGGGAGUACUGGUUAGAAAGGAACUUUUGUAGGAAAAACACUUUCCACAACUAAAACUCCGUUCACCCUUUCUCUCUCUCUCUCUCUCUUCUCACUUGACGUGUCACAUGUGCUUUUUUCGUUCGGUUCGCCUCUAUUCUCGCUGUGCUUUCUGUCUCUGGCUGUGGGACAUCAUGAGGCCUGAGCCGAACAGAAGGCCUCUGUCACAACAGGAUCAGUGGUGGGUAUCUUGUCACAAUAAAGGGAGCUGUGUUUGUCAUUGGAGUCUGAGGCCCUGCAUUAAGCCUCUUUCAUCUGAAAAUAUUUUAGCAGUGCCAUAGAUCUAUCAGAUUUUUUUUUUCUCCCUUAUUCUCACUUAUGUAACUCAGGGUCCUGGUGACGCUGCCAUUUCCUGCUGUAAAUCUGGACCACAGAGCCCAAACCAAAAAUUCUCCUCUGUUUUUAAUUCACUGAGCGCCACACAGGCUUAGACUCAGUAAAUUAGAGAGAGGCAGGGUUGUAAAGCUAAUGGAGAUGCAUUGGGCUGGAUUAGCAUAGAGCAUGGUGUUACUACAGGAAACCAGAGGUGUAAAGAGUAGCGUGUGGCACACUAAACAUUGUGUUAUGUGUUUUCCAACGAACAGAUUCCGUUUUUUUUCCCCAUCAGAUUUAUAUUAACUUACACAAACUGGCCACCUUCCUUCUACUUAUCUGUGAUUUCAAGUUGAAACUGAGAAGAGUUUGAUAACCACUUCCUUCCUUGUUUUCUUUUUUGUACAUCCGAGCAACUGCAGUUGUGCAACUGAACUGUGUAAAAGAUGUUGAUAGUCAUUUGUCAAGGGGCUGCCUUAAACAGUUUCACCACUACAUACGGUAUGUGUAGAGCUUUAGAGUGUGUAUGAUUGGAAAUCAAAUGUACCGGCAGGCCCAGUUAAACCAGACACUACUCGUAUGUGUGUUUAAUACCUGUUGUUGUCUUUUCUUUAUCUUUACAAAAAAAGAAGAAAAAAAAUCCCUGCCAUGUUUCUGUUGUAUCUGUUUGAAGAGUGGAUGAGAAAGGAAAAAAUGGCCAGCAAUAGCUGCAAGAGCAUUAAGAAAAGUGCAAGUUGCACAGUCAUUGCAGCUCGACUAUGUCUCUUGCAUCAUUAAAAAGCCAUGGCCAGAAGUAUUGAAGGCUUACUUGCGCUGAUUGAUUUCACUGCCUUAACUGAAACUGACAGAUGUGCCAAAUUAUAAUUUUCUAGCCAAAAAAAAUGUUCAGCAUGUGGAGCUCACUUUUGGGAGAGCCUGUCAAGUACGUCUUCUUUCUUCUUUCUCUAUAGGUAAUCACUGCUGAGUACAAGUUCAGAUUGGAGUUUCAGCUUGGAGGUUUAAGGAGUAAAAAAAAAAAAAAAUCUUGUUCUAAAAAAAAAUAAUAAUGAAUUUGCAUAACUGGAUAUUUAUCCCUUAAACACUACACGAUGCAUUCAGGUAAUUUCAAACGUUAAUUUUGUGUGAAUGAGAAUUUGUGUUUUCUGCAAACUGUUGUUUAUAAUGCCUUACUGUUGUCUUCUUUACUGUAUAUUUACAGCUUCUUUUUCUGUAUUAUCCAAAAUAACCUAUAUUUUUCAAUAAAAGAAAGCCUGAAUAUCUUUA